Molecule: messenger RNA, 3024 nt
Organism: Lentinula edodes (shiitake mushroom)
Lineage: Eukaryota; Fungi; Basidiomycota; Agaricomycetes; Agaricales; Omphalotaceae
Product: nonribosomal peptide synthetase 12
Exons: 21
Coding region: 1-3024 (1007 amino acids)
Source: RefSeq, a predicted model, not a curated record
AUGCUUCCUGAUCACCUUCAAUGCCUUUCUGUCAGUGAUCGCGUCUCGUUCAUGGAAUUCGGUUUCGGUGACACUGUUGUUCCUCCUUUCCAAUGCGUUCAUCACGCUUUUGUAUCCCAUGCUGCUUCUAGCCCGGUCAACAUUGCUGUUGAGGAUUUCGCAGAAAACAUCACUUAUGCGGAGCUCGAUCAAAAAUCUACUUGCCUCUCAGUCCGGUUGCGAUCUCUUGGAGUUGGACGCCAUUCUCGCGUCUGUCUACUCGUGGAGCGCUCCAUACCAAUGGUCAUCGGCAUUCUAGGUGUCAUAAAAGCUGGUGCCGCAUAUGUACCUUUGGACGGAAAUGUUGUGUCAGACUCUACACUUCACCACGUAUUGCACGAUUCAAGUGCCACCGCUAUUCUCGCAUUCCGUAAAUUUGCGAGUCGUUUGGAGAGCAGUGCCGUUCCAGCCAUUUAUCUAGAUGACUUCAAAUGCGAAUGCCUCGUUACCUCAGAGUGUAAAAAUCACUUCAACGAUUUAUCUGUAGCCGAAGACAGCGUCUACUCGUCUCGUCUCUUAGGAACCACUGGCGUACCCAAGGGUGUCGACGUUAAACACGGGAACGUGACCAACUUGGUUUGCCUUGCUCCAGGUAACUUAUCAAUGGCCCCAGGAGUACGAGUGUCGCAAUUAAUGAACAUCGGAUUCGAUAUGGCUGCGUGGGAAAUACUCGGAAGUCUCUGCAAUGGCGCCACACUUUGUCUACGUGGAAAGACUUCAAAGGAAUGGAGAGCAGUGAUGAAAACAGUCGACGUCGUUAUUGCAACCCCUUCCAUGCUCAGCCCUCACCAGCCAUCUGCCUAUCCUAACAUAAAAGUCGUUGCUGUGGCAGGUGAAGCAUGUCCGCAAGGACUGGCUGACGAAUGGGCUAAAACUGUACGGUUCUACAACUGCUGUGGACCGACAGAAAUUACAAUUGUAAAUACAAUGCAACUGCAUUGUUCCGGAGAAGCUUUAAGUAUAGGACAGCCGACUCCGAAUAACAAUGUCUACGUGCUUGGCGAUGACCUGCAGCCUUUGCCGAUUGGCCAAACAGGACUCAUGUGGGCUGGAGGAAAAGGAAUAAGCAGAGGGUACCUGAACCUUCCACAGAAGACAGAUGAAAGAUACCUCUUUGAUCUCUUCGUGAAUGAUGGCUCUCUAAUGUUCAAUACUGGUGAUUUAGGUCGAUGGCGACCGGAUGGGACACUAGAGCAUCUUGGAAGGAUAGAUGAUCAGGUCAAAGUUAAGGGUUUCCGAGUUGAGCUUGACGGUGUAGCUGCGGCGCUAGAGAGCUCUCCAGGCGUCAAAAUUGCAGCCGCUCUUCUGAUAGACGACAUUCUUUGGGGGUUUGUAGCCCCGAAUGAAGUCGAUUCCGAGACUGUGUUAUCGGACGCAGCGAAGAUACAGCCGUAUUAUGCUGUUCCCACUCGUCUUACUGUGAUGAAAGAAUUUCCCAAGACUUCUAAUAUGAAAACCGACAAAAGAGCUCUUCGUCAACUCGCCCUUGAUGAGAUUGCGAAAGAGAAAACUAGUGCAAAAAUUUCAGAGAAAGCCGAAGCCGGUCCUGCACCAGUCGAAAAGUGGCUUGACAUACCCUCGCUCCCACCUCCCGCGUACAUUCGAAACGCCGGGGUAUCCCCAACCAGCACCAGCAGCUCCGGCUCCUCAAUCAAAGAGAAGCCUCUUGCUUUAGAGGGCCCACACGAACCUUUGGUUCCCAACAAAACUCAAGGGCAUCUGCUUCGAAAUAUCCGCCACCAAAUAUUCUCUCUUUAUCGCCGUCUUUUUGGAAUUGUAUUCGUUGUCAACAUGGUGAUCUUCAUCAUUACUUGCGUCCGAGGAGCCAGUGUUGUCAAGCUUGGUGAAAUAGUCGUUGCCAAUCUGCUCUGUGCUGUUUUGAUGAGGCAAGACUAUGUUAUCAAUGCCUUUUUCACCGUAUGCUGUUCUGUCCCGACUUCUUGGCCCCUUGCCAUAAGGAGACGAGUCGCAGAAGUAUACCACAUCGGCGGUUUCCAUAGCUCAUGUGCAAUCUCGGGAGUUAUCUGGCUCCUAUUAUUUACUGGAAAAGCUACUCAAAGUCUGCUAAACGGAGGACUCGUGUCUCCAGCAACGCUAGCUGUGACAUAUUGGAUAUUAACAUUGCUCGUCGGAAUUGUGAUAUUCGCAUAUCCCACCUUUCGAUCCAGGCGACAUAACACCUUUGAACGUCUCCAUCGCUUUCUAGGCUGGACAGCUACGGCGUUGGUCUGGUGUCAGGUCGUCCUCCUCACUAAUGAUUUCAAAGAACCGGAACAGUCCUUAGGGUUGGCUCUAUCUCGGUCUCCAGCAUUUUGGCUACUCUCUGUUCUGACUGGAUCCAUUAUACUUCCGUGGCUGAGGCUUCGAAGAGUGCCAGUACGAAGCGUAGUUCUUUCUGAUCAUGCUGUCAGGUUGUACUUUGAUUAUGUUACUACAAAACCGGGACAUUUCACCCGUAUCAGUGACAAUCCCUUGAUGGAAUGGCAUGGUUUCGCUACGAUCAACGAACCUGGUAAAUCUGGCUACUCCCUGGUGGUAUCAAAGGCAGGAGAUUGGACGGCGAAACAAAUCCACAAUCCUCCCACCCACUUAUGGGUUCGCGGCGUUCCGGCUUAUGGAGUAUUGAGGAUUGCGUCGCUAUUCCGACGCAUUGUACUUGUUGCGACAGGAAGUGGUAUCGGGCCUUGCGCGCCAGUCAUUCUCGCGAAAAAAGUUCCCUUGUGUUUGUUAUGGACUUCACCAGACGUCCGGAAAACUUUUGGAGAUCAUCUCGUCGAUUCUAUCCUCGAAGCUGCUCCUAAGGCAGUCCUCCAUGACACUCGCAGAGACGGGAAGCCGGACAUGAUCCAGUUGACUUACCGGUUGUACAAGGAGUUCAACGCCGAAGCAGUAUGUGUGAUUUCAAAUCAAAAACUAACGCGGAAAAUCGUGUAUGGGAUGAAAAGUAGGGGAAUUCCAGCCUUUGGUGCUAUAUGGGACUCUUAA